AUGAGUGAGACCGUUGAGAAGGCAGGAGAGACCAAAUUAGUCGCGGACACUGAUCCUAAUCAUUUGAAGGAAAAUUAUGGGUAUAAAGCUGCAUUUCAGACGUGGAGACAUGCUUCAAAUGCGCGAGAAAAUGAGUCGAAAUUGUUGUCAUCUGCCCUAAGGUGGUUCCCAAAUGGGGAUAAAACGCGGUUCUGUGAGAUUUUAGACGUUGAUAUUGAUGGAAAGAAUCAUAUUCAUGAAUUUUAUAUCGAAAACAAGGAAGUGGCGUCGAACAAGACGCAAUGUAGGGAUAUGGUAAUGGUUCACGGAUAUGGGGCGGCGUUAGGACUUUUCAUGCGUAAUUUCGACGAAUUAAGCGAGGUCGCGGGAAUUAGGAUCCAUGCGAUCGAUAUGCUUGGUUACGGGUUGUCUUCAAGGCCAAAAUUUCCCGGGACCGGAUUUUUAUCAAGUCUUGUAAAGCGUGGUAACGUCGCACCUGCUGAAGUGACGCAGGCAGAAGAUUUCUUUGUUGACUCGAUUGAAGCCUGGAGGAAAAAACGGAAUUUGAAAAAAUUCGUGCUGGUGGGUCAUUCAUUAGGUGGGUACCUUAGCUGUUGCUAUGCGCUUAAGUAUCCCGAUAAAGUUGAAAAAUUGAUUCUGGUAAGUCCCGUGGGAGUCGAAACGUCUAUUUACGAUUUGACUCGAAAACACUCUAAAGAACAUGUUCACGCGGCGGAAUUGGGUCCCGACGUGUCUAAGGAGAUAACCAAUAGUGGCGAAACGCCCAGUACCGAUAAACGCGUGGCAAAUUCGUCGACGACAACGACGCCGACUUCGUCGCCACCGAAAUCCUCGUCGUUGCAUGUGCCCGACGACUCCGGUAACGUGGAGCGGAUUCCAAAUAUGCCCAAGAUAUUCACCUACAUGUGGACUUACAACAUUUCACCCUUUUCGUUCCUACGGGCUUUGGGUCCAAUCGGCCCUUUGGCGUCCUCGAGGUGGUCAUUUCGCAGAUUUUCGUUUGCGGAAAACUCGCAAGAACUCUUGCGAUUCCAUGAAUAUUGCUACAGUAGUUUUACUGCGACUGGCAGCGGCGAAUACGCCUUGACCAGAAUUUUGGCACCCGGUGUCUUGGCGCGGCUGCCUCUUUUGAGUAGGGUGCCGGGCAAAUUGCAAUGUCCCUCUCUUUGGAUGUACGGUAGCAAUGACUGGAUGAGUAAAGAAGCCGGCAGCGUUAUUGUUAGAGAAUUGAACAAGCAAUCCGGCUCUUCACCGGCAGAAUAUUCCAUAAUUCCAGAUGCAGGUCACCAUCUUUACUUAGACAAUCCAUCAGCCUUCAACUCAAGAUUGAAACGGUUCUUAGGCGUAUGA
This is a messenger RNA of Lachancea mirantina, 1350 nucleotides long. The record is from the annotation of a GenBank genome assembly. Lineage: Eukaryota; Fungi; Ascomycota; Saccharomycetes; Saccharomycetales; Saccharomycetaceae.